AUCACUAAACACACAAUCCAAAAAGUGUUUCUUAGUUUCCAGAGGAGAAGCAAAAGGAAGACAGCUCAUUCAUCAUACGAAAAUGAGGGCAAUCGCAGCUUUGUUUGUCCUUUUCUGUUUCCUUGUCCCCUCUGCUUUGGCGCAGCUCCGGUUUGGGUUCUACGGCCGGUCAUGUCCCCGAGCCGAAUCCAUCGUUAGAAAUGUUGUUAACAACCGUUUCCGCCGUGACCGUAGCAUUACCGCAGCAUUGCUUCGUAUGCAGUUUCAUGAUUGCUUUGUCAGGGGUUGUGAUGCUUCCCUCUUGAUCGACCCAAGACCCGGAAGGCCAUCAGAGAAAAGCACCGGACCAAAUGCAAGCGUGAGAGGCUACGAGAUCAUUGACGAGGCUAAGAGACAGCUCGAGAUUGCGUGCCCUCGAACCGUCUCAUGCGCGGACAUUGUGACUCUAGCCACCAGAGACUCGGUUGCAUUAGCUGGUGGUCCAAGCUUCUCAGUACCAACAGGAAGACGUGAUGGAUUAAGGUCAAGCCCCAAUGAUGUGAACUUGCCCGGACCAACCAUUCCCGUGGGCGCAUCCAUCCAAUUGUUUGCAGCUCAAGGCAUGAACGCGGAUGAUAUGGUUACACUUAUUGGUGGUGGCCACAGUGUCGGUGUUGCACAUUGCAGUCUCUUCCAGGAUAGGCUCGCCGACCCUGCGAUGGAAUCCACCUUGAAGGCUAGGUUGAGGAACACGUGCCGCUCUCCAAAUGACCCAUCGGUGUUCUUGGACCAAAGGACUCCGUUUAUUGUGGAUAAUGCAAUCUUCGGAGAGAUCCGAAGACAGAGAGGAAUCCUUAGGAUUGAUCAAAACAUGGGUCUCGAUGGUUCAACCCGUGGAAUUGUGUCGAGAUAUGCAUCAAGCAAUAAUCUCUUUAGACAGAGAUUCGCUCAAGCAAUGGUGAAAAUGGGUAGAAUUAGGGUUCUUACCGGACGCUCUGGAGAGAUCAGGAGAAACUGCAGAGUCUUCAACAACGGACGUUGAUCCUACUACACUUUCCUUCAAACUCUUUGUUUGUUUUUCCCUUUUUGUUUUUACUCUUUCCAAUAAUCAACCAAAAGUUUGUUUUUUCUCCCGGUAUUUGAUUCUUUCCUUCAAAUUUGAUAUGUAAGUUGCAUUUUAUUGUAUUCUUUUUUGUUUUCCUGUGAUUUCUAUUGUUAUUUUAUUGUGUGCAAUUGUAUGUGGUUCAAUUCAAUUCAACUAUUUCGUUCGUUGGUAAUUUUUUAUCUAUAAUUUAAUAUAUAAUUUCUUUUUGG
Messenger RNA from Thlaspi arvense, 1293 nucleotides. NCBI's taxonomy places the organism in Eukaryota, Viridiplantae, Streptophyta, Magnoliopsida, Brassicales, Brassicaceae. The record is from the annotation of a GenBank genome assembly.